Messenger RNA from Lepidothrix coronata (blue-crowned manakin), 5883 nucleotides. RefSeq names its product HPS6, biogenesis of lysosomal organelles complex 2 subunit 3 (gene HPS6). Lineage: Eukaryota; Metazoa; Chordata; Aves; Passeriformes; Pipridae. Gene Ontology annotation, biological process: melanocyte differentiation; protein localization to membrane; lysosome localization. The record is from RefSeq and is a predicted model, not a curated record. The transcript is spliced from 2 exons. The coding region runs from base 36 to 2492 and encodes 818 amino acids. Gene Ontology annotation, cellular component: lysosomal membrane; BLOC-2 complex.
CCGCCGCCAGCCCGGCCCCGGGCGGGCGCCCCAGGAUGAAGCGCGCCGGGACGCUGCGGCAGGUCUCCGACUUGAGCGACUUCAGCCGAGGCCACUGGCUGCGGGAGCUGCUGUGCCGCGGAGAAGAGCCUUGCCAUGUCCAGCCCAGCCCCGACGGGCAGCACCUCUUGGUCCUGCAGAAGAGCGGGCCGCCCCCCAUGCCCCGGGUGGUGGCCUUCCAGCGCCACAGCAUCGCUGGAACCGACCUGGAGAGGAACUGGCAGCCGCCCCAGCCAGCCCUUGUGGGACUGCUCUUCCUGCAGAGCCCUGUAGUACUGGACUCCUGGGUACUGGCCAUGGUGUGGGAACACGGCCGGACCGAGGUCUGGCACUUUGUGGUGGCCGUGGGCUGGCAGCUGCUGCAGACACUGGAGCUCUGCCAGGGUGCCCGGGCACGAAUUGUCUCCGUGUGCAGCCAGGGAGCCAGCCUGGUGUGGUGCGAGGAGAGGCCGCCCCUGGGUGCCCACUCGGACAUGAGCAAGUGUGCCUUCAGAUUCUGUGUCUGUGCCCGUGCUCUGGAGGUGGGGGAGCAAGGUGUGAGGCUGGGCACCGUGAGGAUGGUCCUGCACAACAGCCCUGAGUACCAGGUCCUGGCCUCCCCUCAGCACAUCUUCCUGGUGCCUGCUGCUGCCGGCUUUGCCACCACUUCCAAAUUCCUCCUCAUCUGGCAUCCUGAGACAGCAAAGCUCACCAUCACAGCCCCCUCUGCAGGCUUCAUCCACAGCAAGGUGCUGCACUCCAGCAGUGAGUCAGACUUCAGAAAACUCCUGCUGGGUUCUGUGGGCCUUCUCUCAGGUUUUACACCCCUGGACAUUCACACAUCUGCUGUGUCUAACAGUGGGGGUCUGCUGCUGGUGAGCACAAAGGGUGCUGUGAACAUGGUGGAGCCAGAUGGGACACAGAGGCAUAUCUUUGACCUGGAGGUGGGCUCCCUGGCCCGGGGAAGUCCUGUCCGGCUAAAGACCUUUGGCAGCAUCCUGGCCUGUGUGCUGGCUGGAGUCCUCUACCUUGUCGACCAGAACAAUGGAAGGCUCAUAGAAAAAGAAGUACUGAGCAUGAAAGAGGUGCAUUUCCUGGAGUCCCCAGGAGAGGAGGACAGUAUCCAGCUCCUCACUCAAGCUGGCAUCUAUAGCUUUUGUUUCUCCAAACCUGAAGAUAGCAGCAGACCUGAACCAUGCCUGGUGGAGAUGGUGUUUGAGGAGGCCUGCAGAUACUACCAGAGGAGAAGCCUCAGCAGCUCCAAGCUGACAGUGGAGAAGUUGAAGAAAGGUGGUGCAUUCCAGGCUCCUGUGGCCCUGGCUGCCAUCCUGCAGCACAGCCUUCACCAGAAACAGAAGCCAGCUCAAGGCCUACAAGACACUUAUGCCAAGCUGUUGAGCACAAUGAGCCUGGAGCUGCAGAGCUACAUGAGCCUGGAGCUCCUCAAGACCUGUGUGGUGUGUGCCCCAGAGAGUGAGGUGGAAAGCUACUGCAAGGAACUGGUGGAGCAGGAGGUCAGCCGCAUUCUGCACUCUGACAUGGACAAGGACAAUUUGGCCUACCUCAACUCUGUCUUUACCUCUUUCCCCAAGGCUGCCUGGAAGGCCACAAGGAGCUGCCUGCAGCUACAGCAGAAUGGGGAGGGCCUCUUGGUAGCCAGGGCCACCCCAGAGGUGUGGAAGAAGGUUCUGGGAGGGCCACAGCUGGACGACGUGGGUCAGAAUGGGAUGGUCCCACUCUUUGAGCUCAUCUGCGCUUCCUUCCUGAGGUUCAAACCCAAGUGGUUGCCCAGUUUUGUGGAGCUGACCCAGCAGUACAUUAGCAUGUCUUGGGCAUACAGCAGCAAGGAGGGCCCAGAGGGCCGGGUGCCGCUGUACAAGAGAGCACUGGGAGUACUGGCCCGGAAGAACAAACACAGCGAGGGAGACAAUGAGAUGGAGCUGGAACUGCUGCUCUGCAGCAAGAGGCCUAAGGCUGUGCUGCAAGCUCUGCACCUUCUUAUCCGUCUGAAGCGGUGGCAGCGGGUGGUGGAAGUGGCAGAGAAGUUCUCCAAACUCAGCCCCUUGCUUAACAAGGAGAUAUUCACCACACUGCUGGCUGAGUUUGCCCAGCACCGGGAGCUGGACCCAUAUCUGGACAGGCUGUGGCCGCUGUGCCCUGCUGAGCUCACUGCCUCAGACAUCCUCACCGUGGUCCUGCAGCACCUCCCUCACUCCCAGGAGGACCCAGUGCCUUUCUCCAGCGAGGGGAACCAGCUGACUGUGGGCUUGCUUAAGCCACUGCUGCAAAGGGUUGCGCAGCGUCCCAGUGUCCACGAGAUGUACUUGGAUGCCUUGCAGAGUCCCACCUUCCCCCCUCCUACCCCACCCCGAGAGCACAAAGUCCCUUCAAAAGCAGUAGCCGAUGAUGUCCCUCAGCCACCGAUAGCAAGGACUUCCUCACCCUCGGCACUGGUACAGGAUGACAGUGUGUGAUGGGGGGAAGGACAACGUGAUCCCAAGCCUUGGGUGCACGAGGAAGGGAAAGCCACAUGCACCCCAGGAAAUCCUACCCUGCGUGGCAGUAUGGAAGCCUGCUCCUUUCUGAAGCCUCCCUGUAGCAGCACCUCAAAGAGCCUGUUGGGUGGCUGGGGUUGGGGGAUCUCCUCUGAGCCAGGGCAGGCUUUCUGGCUAUUCCUAUCAAGUGCAAUUGUGUGUGCCCAGUGGAGGAGCAAAUGCCAGGUGCAUUUGCAGAUGAAAAUGCUGGUUGCACUACAGGACUACAGAACUGCUCCCUGCCCAAAGCACUUUGUUUUCAGUUUGCUUGGCUCCUUUAUAUAUCCACUUCUACUCCCCUGAUCCUGUAGGACUAGUGGUGGAGUGAUGGGCAGGGACACACACAGUCUUGCAUCCCCAUUCUCUGCUCAGUGAGUUGGGUGGUGCCUCUAAGUGCUGCCUGUGAGAAACGGGGCAUGUUUCUUGCAGUGGGGUCACCAAGUCCUGCUUCUUUGGGCUCAGUAAGAUGCUAAAUGCCAGUGUGGCACUGGAGGUCCCAGCACACGUGCUGGCAGCUGCAGCACUCUGCACGCUGUCUCACCACAGUUCCUCUGGGAUCAAUCCUGUAGCUGUGACUGAUUGCAGCUACUUAGCUGAAGAGAGCAGCCUAAUUCCCUUAUCUCUCUAUCCCAGACAGUACCCAAACUCUCUUCUGAGCUGAGAAGCUGGCAGCAGCCUGUGUGAGCUUGGGGCUGGCCCUGCCUCUCCCUUUCCUUUGUGGAAGCUUAGAUUAUGCUGCAGGACACCCAGGCCCUCUGUUCCCAUCUCCUCUACCUUUGCCCUUUGCACACAAAGGGGCUUUGUCAGGGUUGUCUGGCUCAUAUUGUGCCUCUGUUUGCAAAGUCGGUGUAACUUGAGAGCAGUUGUGCAGGAAGAUCCAGGUUCCAGCCUCACUCUGAUACCCUCUGCCUGGCCCCCUCCACCAGGAGGGAGACCCUAGCUAUGGCUUUGCCCCUGCAUUCUGGGCUGUGGUGUAAAGGAGCUGUCUCUUGCCUUGUUGGGCUGGAGGAGAUUCACCUGCAUUAGUCCUCUUGAGAGUGGUCUGAAGCGUGGAAGACAGACUCCUUUUAAAAAUAAAGGUUCCUAAAGCAGUGCUGAGGUGGUGGUGGAUGUUGUGAGGGUGCACACCCUCGGGAGGAGGGCGGUUGUGUUUUGUUUCUGGUGAAAAGUGGACAACCUCAGCUCACUGGUACUGCCCAGCACGGCUCACUGCUGGUACAGCCGCGUUCAGAGAGCGUGCCCAGACAGCCCUCAGCUACUUACCACUAUGAAGCCAUGGAGGCAGGAGUCUGCACAGGCAGGCAGAAGUGUGCAUGCUGCAGAGAAGGCCCAUCCAUGCAGUGCACAGCUGUGGCUGGGCCCAAGACAGAGUUGAGGAUGGGGGAUUUUUUCCUCAAGAGCUGGAACUUGUACAUUUUUUGGAAAACUAGCAAUGGGAAGUACUUGUCUGGCCCAGCAGGAGCCUGCUGCCAGGCACUCAGUGUCAGAGCUGCUGUUGGAGAGAUCCUGUUUUGUGAAACCACUGUAAAGAUGCGGCAGGGCCUCCCCCAGACAAGGGCUUGGCUGCAGAAAGUCCCUGUGGUAGAAAAAGGUCUGGCAAAGAGGAAGAGGAACUGCUGCAACGGUUGCCUAGAGGCUGGCUGGCUAUUGAUGAGACCUUCCUUGUUGGGAAGGGGGUGCUGUGGCCAUGGGAUGCUGCCAGUUUCCUUCCCACACAAGGAAGCCACCUGAUUCUGGCAGCUGCUGCUCACAUGAGCAAGGGAGUCUGGCCUGAAAGGAGAGCUGGCAGCAGCCACUGUGGGCUGUCCCUGCCUCCUCUCCAAGCAGCUGCUGGCUCUGCCUGAUGCUGCUCUCACCCACCACCCAGGGCUGCUCAGGAGGAGGAUGAUGGACAGACCUAGAGCCCUUUCGGAGCCAUUGCUCCAAGGACAAGGAUGCUGCCCUGGGGCAGCACUGAAUGGAGAGCUGCUGAGAGCAAGCCCCACACCUUGGCAAAAGCUGUGCAGUAAUUGGGGGGGAGAUCUUCAUUGCCAAGGCUGGGUUUGGAUGCAGGUGGUCACAGUAGCACAGCGAAUGAGGGUCAAGCUCCCUGCCUUCCAGCACUAGUUCUGCAGAGAAGAAAAGGCAGAUCAGGGAAGGAGCAAUGCCUGUAAAGCCAGCAAGAGGAAACUGAAGCCAGCAGCCAUCCUGUGUGGGCUGAUGUCCCUGAGGCACAGCAAGGGAAGAGGAAGCGGGGAACGCUGUGUGGUAGGGACACCCUGAGGCUUGGGGAAAGAGACCUUCACAUGCGGGCCCUAGACAGGCAGGAAGCAGUCAAAACUUGGGAGCCUGAGGGUUCAGGGUAGGGGAGAGCAAGAGACAAAACUGAGCUGAAUGCUUUCCAAGAAAUGCUGGAAAUCCCCAAGGACCAGAAAGAGUAGACAUCCCUAUGGGGAGCAGUGACCAAACCACUCCAAAGAACAAGAUUCAGCUGAGUAAUAGGCAAGCACAGAGUUCUCUCUGCGGUCAGAUGGGUGCUGAGGGGAGAUAGCAGGAGGUAAGGCCGGUGCAGCUUCAGAUAACACCCAAAGGAAAAACCAGCGAUUAGGAGAUCUGAAGGCAAAUAGAAAAAGCAAUAAAGCAGAUGCAUGUAGCAGAGGGUGAGCUGGCCAGCCUGGCCCUCUCACUCUGCUCCAGAGAGACUUAGACUUUACAACAAAGGAAAUGAGUCAAGCUGCUCACGCAUAUUCCCUGUGCCUGACAUGGCUUUCGGGAUGGUCCCUGUGCUUGCACGAAGGAGCAGCACAAAGCAACACCUGCACUCACCCCAAGGCUCCAGACCAAGUCACCCUUGGCUUAUCUGUGCAUGCAGCUCUCGCUGUGCAGAGCAUGGGACGUGCAGGAGAGGACAUGGGAAGUCCCCAUGCCACCGUACCUAACGGAAGGACAUGUGGGCUGCAGGUACCCCAUAAACUGGAAACGCACAGAUGACACAUACCAGGGUUGCCAGAGGGAAGUGCUUCAUGUCUUGGGGACAGCUUGGGGUGGCACCUCAUGGACAGGAGGCUCUUGGUGUGGCUUUUCCCAGGAAAGGACCUGACACCCAGCCAGCCACAAGUGAAAAGGGCUGCCCGGUGAGGGGAAUGUCAUCCAGCCCUAGUGAUGCUGAGCAGUGGUUCUGUAUCAACCCAUGGGCUGGCUGUGGGCAGAGCGCGCUUGGGAACCCCAGAAAGAGGCCUCUGGUCCCAGGCACAGCCCCAGCUUGUGCCAGCAGUGGAGAACCCUCCCUGUCCCUACCCCUGUGUCCUUCACAGCCAGACCUGAGGAGUGCAGCCACAUCCUGCAGUGCACA